AUGAGUUUAGAAUCCUUGUUUCAGCACAUCAUCUUCUCGGAGCAUCAGGCCGAGGAGAGUCGCCGCAUGAUCCGAGAAGUAAGGUCAGAAAUAAACAGAUGUCGUGAAGAAAUGAAGAAAGCAACAGAGGAGCUGAAUGAAGAGAAAAUCAAGUUGGAAUCUAAGGUUCAGCAGUUUUCUGAAAAAACCUUCCUCUUACAGCUUUGGAAAAUUCAUGAAAAUGCCUUAGAAAGACAGUGCAGUGAAAUUACAAGCCAGAGGAAUAUGCUUCUCCAAACCUUUGGGGCUACAAAGAAAAAAGUAACAGAGGAGGAAGAAAAAUUUAUUAAGGAAAUUACAGACUUCAAUAAUGAGUAUGAAGUAACAAAGAAAAGAAAGCUUUUGAUAAAAGAAAAUGUCAAGAUGGAAAUAUCUGACUUAGAAAACCAGGCAAACAUUUUGAAGAGAGAAGUGAAGUCAAUGGAACAUGAUAGUGGCCAGUUACGUGAACUUCAAAAACAAAAGAGUGAAUUAGCACAAGAAUUACUUACUGUGCAGAGAAAACUUAAAGUUUUUGAAGAUAAAAAGAAUGAAGCAAUUUGUACUACCAAAUACCUAGAGGCAGAAAAAGUAAAAAUCAAUGAAAAGCCUCAAAAUGAUGCUGAAUGCUUAAGACUUAAAAAGGAAUUAGAACUUUAUAAGGAAGAUGACAUGCAAAGUGCUUGGGAAGCUCUCCACGCAGAAAUAGAAGUUUUGGAGUCGACAUUGGCACAGAAGGAUCUUCAGGAAAACAAAUAA
This is a messenger RNA of Ailuropoda melanoleuca (giant panda), 777 nucleotides long. RefSeq names its product coiled-coil domain containing 172 (gene CCDC172). Gene Ontology annotation, cellular component: cytoplasm. The transcript is spliced from 8 exons. NCBI's taxonomy places the organism in Eukaryota, Metazoa, Chordata, Mammalia, Carnivora, Ursidae. The record is from RefSeq and is a predicted model, not a curated record. The coding region runs from base 1 to 777 and encodes 258 amino acids.